Messenger RNA from Carassius carassius (crucian carp), 2750 nucleotides. RefSeq names its product calcium/calmodulin-dependent protein kinase type II subunit gamma-like. The coding region runs from base 248 to 2116 and encodes 622 amino acids. The transcript is spliced from 23 exons. NCBI's taxonomy places the organism in Eukaryota, Metazoa, Chordata, Actinopteri, Cypriniformes, Cyprinidae. The record is from RefSeq and is a predicted model, not a curated record. Gene Ontology annotation, molecular function: calmodulin binding; calcium/calmodulin-dependent protein kinase activity; ATP binding. Gene Ontology annotation, biological process: protein phosphorylation. Gene Ontology annotation, cellular component: cytoplasm; neuron projection.
CCUUUGUCACUUCUCGACGUCGAGAGAGAAAAUCUCGCGUUGCUGGCAGCGUUCUCUCUCCACCUCCGCCAACACACACACACACACACACACACACACACACACACCACUUACCAGCACCUCUCUCUUCCUUCUCUCCACCUCCUCCUUUCUCUCUCUCUCUUACCCUUUGAGUGAGCGAGAGAUCUCCCAAACCCGAGCGAGGCGCUCCCGGAGACAGAGAGGCGAUAUCCUCGUAAAGCGCAACAUGGCUACAAUUGUAACCUCCACCAGGUUUACAGACGAAAACCAGCUGUACGAAGAGCUCGGAAAGGGUGCCUUUUCUAUUGUUCGUCGAUGUGUAAAGAAAUCAACCGGCCAGGAAUAUGCUGCUAAGAUCAUCAACACAAAAAAGCUGUCAGCACGAGAUCAUCAGAAGCUAGACAGAGAGGCCAGGAUCUGCCGUCUGCUUAAACAUCCCAACAUAGUGCGUCUCCAUGACAGUAUCUCAGAAGAAGGCUUUCAUUACCUGGUCUUUGACCUCGUAACUGGUGGAGAGUUGUUUGAAGACAUCGUCGCAAGAGAAUAUUACAGUGAAGCAGAUGCAAGUCAUUGCAUCAAUCAGAUCCUGGAAAGCGUCAGCCACAUCCACCAGCAUGACAUUGUGCACAGGGACCUCAAGCCAGAGAACCUGCUGUUGGCCAGUAAGAUGAAGGGGGCGGCAGUGAAGUUGGCUGAUUUUGGCCUUGCCAUCGAGGUGCAGGGAGAUCAGCAGGCCUGGUUCGGUUUUGCAGGCACCCCUGGAUACCUCUCCCCUGAAGUCCUGAGAAAGGACCCCUAUGGAAAACCAGUGGAUAUCUGGGCUUGUGGUGUGAUCUUGUAUAUCCUGCUGGUGGGUUACCCUCCUUUCUGGGAUGAGGACCAGCACAAACUGUAUCAACAGAUCAAGGCUGGAGCCUAUGAUUUUCCCUCUCCAGAGUGGGACACUGUUACCCCAGAGGCCAAAAACCUCAUCAACCAGAUGUUGACUAUCAACCCAGCGAAGAGGAUCACGGCUGACCAAGCGCUCAAACAUCCGUGGGUCUGCCAACGCUCCACUGUCGCCUCCAUGAUGCAUCGUCAAGAAACUGUUGAAUGUCUGCGCAAGUUCAACGCCCGCAGAAAACUAAAGGGGGCUAUUUUGACCACCAUGCUGGUUUCCAGGAACUUCUCAGUGGGUCGGCAGCACACCAGCCCCGCCGCCCCCACCACCAGCACAGCUGCACUAGCACAAGAAGCAUGCAAAAGUUUACUGAACAAGAAGUCUGAUGGCGUGAAGCCACAGACAAACAACAACAAAAACAGUGUAGUAAGCAGCAGCACCAAAGACAGCAGCAUAUCAUCCACUGCACCAAUGGAACCACAGACCACUGUCGUGCACAAUCCAGCCGAUGGCAUCAAGGGGUCUACAGAGAGCUGUAACACCACAGAAGAGGAGGACAUGAAAGGUAGGAAAGUGUCGGUGGGUGGGGCUAGCAGUGACAGUGCAGUGGUGAGCCAGUGCAGUGCCUCGGAGGAGCCAGCUCCUCAGCCUGAGGUCUCUCCCCCCUGCCCACCGUCCCCCGAUCCAACACAUGAUGUUAAGAAUGUUGCUUGGAGCAGUUCAGGUCAGAGCUCCUGUCCUGAUUUAGAGCCUGCUGUACCUGCUCCAGCCUCCACAACAGCAGGGGGCAGCAGCGUGCACAGGCAGCACUCACGAAAGCAGGAGAUCAUUAAAAUCACCGAGCAGCUGAUUGAGGCCAUCAACAAUGGAGAUUUUGAAGCUUACACGAGGAUCUGUGACCCUGGCCUAACCUCUUUUGAGCCCGAGGCACUUGGAAACCUGGUUGAGGGAAUGGACUUCCAUAAGUUCUACUUUGAGAAUUUGCUGAGUAAGAACAGUAAGCCUGUGCAUACAACCAUCCUGAACCCUCACGUGCACUUGAUUGGAGAGGACGCUGCUUGCAUCGCCUAUAUCCGACUGACGCAGUACAUGGACAGCCAGGGCCGGCCACGCAGCAGCCAGUCGGAGGAGACCCGUGUGUGGCACCGCCGAGAGGCCAAGUGGCUCAACAUCCACUUCCACUGCUCUGGAGCGCCUGCCGCCCCUCUACAGUGAUCCACACAGGGUAAAGCAUGCCUGAAUACUAAAGCUGAUUGGAGCAUUUCUUCUCCGUGCACGUCUUGCCGCCUGGAGCCCGGCUAGAAGAGAACCUCUUGAAGUUUUGAAAACGUGAGGGAAAAAAAUAAGAAACUAAGAAAUCUAUUUAAAAGUGGCCACCACUUCAGUCCAACUCUAGCUAGAUGUGGGGCGGGCGGCCACGGCAGCAGCCCUGCCUUUUGGAUGCUGCAUGCUUCUAAUGCCCACACGGGGCGCUGUAUUGUCUUUACACAUAAUCCCAUAAUGUCUGCUGCCCAACAUUCAGAAAUGGUGUUUAAAGUAUUAAUAAUAUAUUGUAAAAUAUUGAGAUCUUCACUUGUGUAAUUAACAGCUGGUAGACAUGGAAGUUAGAAUCAGAAAUGUGAAUCUUUGAAAAGCACACGCUGUUUUAAGGGUAAAUGGUGUGAGUUUAUUACGUUUAAGAAAAAACGAAUCGGUUUUGAUUUUAUUUUUUACGCAAAGAAUGUGAUUGCAUGGCAUAUCAGAGGGAACAAAAAAUGUAUCAGAUGUUGAAGCAUAUUGAGAAGAGGAUGUUUUAAUGUUGCUUUUAUUUUCUUUGAAAUUAAGAAAUGGGGUUGGGGAAGAUUUUUUA